GUCGGUGGCCACCUGGCGGUAGUAAUGUGCAUCGCAGGCCACCGGGAGCGAAGGUGUUAGUAAUUAACCCGUUUGCGGUGGAUCAAGAGAACAACAACACGAACUAGAGGUUGAACUUCGGACUGUGCUGUUUUGUUUCUGCCUUCUGCAACUUUCGGUCAAUGACAUAUGGGUCACUAAGAUGAUUGUGUUCAAUAUUAGACCAUAAAUUGAUCUAUCAGCUAUCAAGUUUGAUCCACACGUGGUAGACUUCAGGUAAACAAGUUGGAAAGUGUUUAUGCCUGCUGAAGUGAAGGUUCUUCCUACAUCACCAUACACACAAGGAAAGAAAAACAAGAUUGAAAAAGGUGGAAGAACUCACCCCUUAUUAAGGGCCUUAAUUAUGAUCUCACGAAAGCCAGAACCUUCACAGUAACUGAAGUUACGGUAAACUGCAGUUGGAUUAGUGGCUCUGUCUGGAACAUGGAUGCUUUUGAGGGUCUCCACAGUGUCCAGCUGUCCUCGUCUCCGCCUGCCUCUGCCUGCAACCCUGGGUAUGAAGUACUAGUCUCAGCUGGGUCUGGUGUCCAGGUGUACUCCAACGCUACGUUCUAUGGAAAACCCAGUGUUCUGGAGCAUACACAACGGAGAGGGAGAGAUAAAUAUCCCUCCUACCGAGAGGAGACUAAAGAGGAGAGGUGUGAGGUUGGAAGGUUGGUAGACCUGGAGCCCGGUCCGAGCCCCCGGGUUGACGGCGGUGGGCCGGCUGACCCAGGUUUCACCAGGCCCCAGGAGGGAGCUGUUGCCCAGGCCCAGAGCCGGGAGGGCAGCAGGCUGGAGGGUGCUACCCAGCUGGAGGUUGCCCUGGGCGGGGAGCAUGAGGACAACGUGUCCCGCCUCCGGAGCUCUUCCCUGGAGAUCAGAGAGAAGGGAUCAGAGAUCCUACGGGAACAACUGGAUGCUGCACAGAAGGAGCUGAAGCUGAAGGAUAAGGAGUGUGAGCGUCUGUCGCAGGUCAGAGAUCAGCUGGAGCAGGAGCUGGAAGAGCUCACUGCCAGUCUAUUUGAGGAAGCUCACAAGAUGGUGCGGGAAGCCAACGUGAAACAAGCCGCAGCAGAGAAGCAGCUGAAGGAGGCUCAGGGCAAGAUUGAUGUCCUUCAGGCGGAGGUGUCUGCCCUGAAGAGCAUGGUCCUAACCUCCACCCCGUCUUCCCCCAAUCGCCAGGCCCACCCUCAGCUCCUCUCCCCGGGCACCAGGUCCAAGGGGGCCAGCCCCCGCCAUGGAGGAGGACACACGCGCAACAAGAGCGCCAGCUGGGCCUUGCCAUUGGCCCCUGGUGGGAACUUAGACCUGCACUCCCUGCAGCCAGUCAGAGAGGACAAAGAGCCUACGGUUCCUGCGCUACUCUCUCUGAUUUUGUGUCUGGUUCCGGGCCACUCAAUCUCUGUGACCUAUGAACCCUACUGGGCAGAGAAGGGGGAGGGGCCACGCUCUCUCAGCCGACAGAUGGACAACGUGCUGUAUGCAGAGUUCCUGACCUGGAAAGACAGACCUAGUCUGGACAGAACGUCAGCCUUCCUGGGCCGUAUCUACAGAGAGGACAUUGGCCCCUGCCUCUCCUUCACCAAAUCUGAGUUGUCUCAGUUGGUGCAGAAUGCAGUGGAGAACAACUCGCUGACCAUCGAACCGGUGGCCGUGUCUGCUUUACCCAUGGUCAAAGCCAACGCCAUAGAGUGUGGCGGGCCCAAUGGCCUGAGAGCAGCAGUAGAGACGAAGUGUGCGUUGAGCGGCAUGUCCCGGUCCUGUAAGCACCGCAUCAAACUUGGAGACAGAGAGAGUUACUACCACAUCUCUCCCUCCAGCAGGGCACGGAUUACAGCGGUGUGUAAUUUCUUCACCUAUAUCCGCUACAUACAGCAGGGCCUGGUCAGACAUGAUGCGGAGCAGAUGUUCUGGGAAGUGACGCGUCUACGGCGGGAGAUGACUGUGGCCAAGCUGGGCUUCUACCUCACAGACACAGACCAGGGAUAGAAGACAGACAAGAGGAGACAGUCACCGUUAGCCCUGGGUCAUGUUCAUUAGGGCACACCGUAGCAAAAAAAAAAAAACAAGCGCUUCGUAUUGGACAAGUUCAAGAUAUUACCACCCGUUUAGGGACGCUUUCCUCCGUUUUCAUGCCUACUGAACACGACCCUGGGCUUAGAAAGACGAGAUACCAAUCAGCUGUACAGAGACACAAGAUCACCAGUACCCUUUUUACACUGUCCUGAUAAUCCAACCCAAAAACAAACUGGGCUGGUUUGGCUCAGUAGUGUGAAAAGUCCUCAGCUGGACACGGUGAACACAGAAACCAGAUCACUGAUCUUAUUGAGUAGGAGAACGAUUUUCAAGUGUGUCUGACGAGGGAAGCAGAAAUGCUACAGCAAAUAUGACACCACUUAGCAAUUAGAUUAGAUUUAGUCUCGUAACAAAUCAGCCCGAUCUGGCGAGCUACAAGGUAGCGGAGAAAAAAAACAUUUGUAGCAAAACAGAAUGUAAGCUUGUGAGAUCAGUAUAGUUCGUACGAUGCUAGCAGUUAGAGCUAUGUACUUUAUAAACUAGCACAAUAUUAUAACACAAACCACAAAGACAUGCAAUGAAUAUCAUCUUUUAAAAGGACAGUAGCGUAUAUGUGAAAAUGUAUCAAUAUACCAUAGAAACUCUUGUUAUUACUACGUACAAUUGACAAGUGGUUACACGGCUGAUCUUAGUUGGCACAGAUUGAAACUAUAUACGCAUGUGUCAUGCUGCCACGGAAACACUCAUAUGGGUUGAAUCCUAACUGGUCAGGUUACUCACACAGAUGUUUAUAAGUUGGAGUUCUGACCAAUAGAGAACUAUGCUGCUCACUUUUCAUUCUAACAGCUGUCAUGUGGUACCUGUGGACUAGUCCUGCAUGUUCUAGUCCUGCAUGUUGUCUCAUCUCCUCUCACCUUAACAACCAGACCACGUACGUGUUGUCGUCUCCUCUCACCUUAACAACCAGACUACGUACGUGUUGUCGUCUCCUCUCACCUUAACAACCAGACUACGUACGUGUUGUCGUCUCCUCUCACCUUAACAACCAGACUACGUACGUGUUGUCUCCUCACCUUAACAACCAGACCACGUACGUGUUGUCGUCUCCUCUCACCUUAACAACCAGACUACGUACGUGUUGUCGUCUCCUCUCACCUUAACAACCAGACUACGUACGUGUUGUCGUCUCCUCUCACCUUAACAACCAGACUACGUACGUGUUGUCGUCUCCUCUCACCUUAACAACCAGACUACGUACGUGUUGUCGUCUCCUCUCACCUUAACAACCAGACUACGUACGUGUUGUCGUCUCCUCUCACCUUAACAACCAGACUACGUACGUGUUGUCUCCUCUCACCUUAACAACCAGACUACGUACGUGUUGUCGUCUCCUCUCACCUUAACAACCAGACCGCGUACGUGUUGUCGUCUCCUCUCACCUUAACAACCAAACCACCCAUUACGUUGCCUUAACCUCGAUAGAUUCUUGCACUACGUUGUAAAUGCCUUGCAUGGCUUAUAUAGGAAAGACACCUCGACUGAGAAUGGGGGUUAUGGAAGGGAAGUAAUUCACUCAGCUGAGUCUGUUUUAGUACAAACCGGUUCAGAAGUAGUGUGUGUUGCAGGUACACGAAGUGAAAGCAGUGAUCUGAAAUAUCCUCGUCUUCACUCUGGAUACUGUGACCGCUUAGCAACGACUAUCCUAGAAAUGCGUUUUCUUCUUCCUCCUUCCUGAUAUCACCAAUUUUUAUUCACAGCUUUAAAAUAACUGUAGUUUUGGGAGAGAAAACAGUUGUAAAUGAUUGCAGUAUGUUACGCUCAACCUUAGUUGUAAAUUGAACUCCUGUAAAAUGUUAUUGAAAUUGCACUCCAGGUUGUGUAUGAUAAAUUAUGUUUAAAGCCAAUACGUGACCAUGAAUUGUGUCGCUUUGCGUGGAUACAUAGCCAAUAGUGUGUUUGUGUUCAACAGUUAUGCUCUAUAACUCUAAAACACUAUAGUGUUGAUAUUAGCCAUAUCCUGCAUGAAAAUAUAUUUAUCAAACUUUUAAAUGAAGAAUAUCGGAAGUCUGAAAGUGCAAUUAAAGCUUUGUGUCAUGAG
Oncorhynchus mykiss (rainbow trout) is the source of this 4135-nucleotide messenger RNA. Its product is annotated as guanine nucleotide exchange factor for Rab-3A. Gene Ontology annotation, molecular function: guanyl-nucleotide exchange factor activity. Gene Ontology annotation, cellular component: Golgi to plasma membrane transport vesicle. Gene Ontology annotation, biological process: exocytosis. Lineage: Eukaryota; Metazoa; Chordata; Actinopteri; Salmoniformes; Salmonidae. The record is from RefSeq and is a predicted model, not a curated record.